UCCCGUAGAUUAGCGCGAACCUGCUGCCUGAGAGUGUUUUGUCGUGCUGUACCGUUUCUUUACAUUGAUCUUUUUUUUGUAUGUGCGUCUUUGCAGCAUAACUAGAGGAUGUAGUGGAUGCCAGCAAGGGAGAGAGGAGGUCAAAGUGCAUUCUGACUGCAGACUGCAGAAAAAAAGCUGCAGAUGAGGGCAGGAUUUUGGGAUGCAUCUGGAAUUAAUAAAACGCUGCGUGUAUUUUUUUGUAAAUAUUACAUCAUCGGAAUAUUUUAGUGCUUUUGGAAGGGUGUAAGCGUUUCAGCGCUGAGCUACAACCUGACUUACACCUGAGAGCGUCAACUAAUUCUGGAGAGCAGAUGGUGUCCACCGCUCUCUGAAACGGGAAAUGGAACUAGAGCCUUGUGAGGAGUACAAAGUGGUGGACCUUCAGAUGAAAGACGCCACACUUGAGCUUGCAGACAUGGUCGGACACAGUGUGCUGCCCUGUGGUCCUGAUGAGGUAUGUGAAGAGCUGUGUACCAGCAACAAUGGGGAUGAUGAGGAAGACAGUAAGAACACUGAGACCACAUGCUCCACUGAUACUAAAGGAGAGGGUGCCGGGAUGACAAGAUGCCAAGAGCAGAGGAAGCUGAAGAAGACAAACAGCUGGAAGAUGGUGCGAUUCCAAGAUCCAUCCAUGGAGGAUGAUGUUCUGGAGAGAGACAGCUCAGUGGAGAGUCUCUUUCCAGAUUAUGCUUUGGAGGAGUGGACCAUGACCUCCUUUGAGGAGCUGUUUGUGAAGGAAGACUGGCAGGACAUAACAGAUGACCGACUGUUGAGGAAGAAGGUACUGGAGGCUGCUACCGCAGACGCCCAAAUUCCCACCUGGGGCCAGGAGGUCACCGUGAAGAUGCAGGGUGUUCUGGAGGAUCGUACAGUUGUGGAGAAGGACUGCAAGUUGGUGUUUGUUAUCGGAGAAGGAGAUGCGAGCCAGGCACUGGAGGAGUGCGUGCUAUCCAUGCACAGGGGCGAGAUCACAUUACUGCUGGCAGAUUCACAGUAUGCAUAUGGGCUUCUAGGAAGAGAGCCUGACAUCCCAGCCUGGGCUCCAUUGCUGUACCAGCUGCAGCUGCUUGACGUCAGAGACAAACCAGAUCCUUUAAAUUUGCUCGUAUCUGAUCGUAUCCGGAUUGGCAACCAGAAGCGAGAGCGAGGGAACUUUCAUUUCCAGAGGGAGGAAUACACCAUGGCUGCACGAGCAUAUUGUAUGGCUCUGGAUGUGCUGACCACGUGCAGCAGAGAUACCAGUGAUGGUGGCGUGAAGGAGGAGGAGCAGGAGGUUCACGACUACAGAGUCAAGUGUUUAAACAACCUGGCCACCACUCAGCUCAAGCUGGAGCAGUACAAUGAGGCCCUCAGCACCAGCCGAGACGUUCUGGCCCUUGAUUCCAACAACGUCAAGGCCCUCUUCCGAGCUGGAAAGAUUCUGUCCGACAUGAGAGAAUACAAAGAAGCAAUGGUGCUGCUCAAGAAGGCCUUGAAACUGGAACCCACCACCAAGGCUUUCCAUGCCGAGUUGUCCAAGUUGGUGCAGAGGCAGUCAGGAGGGAAAGCCACACGGGAAUGGAAAGCCAAACCUGCACAGGUCCUUGGAGACACCAUUGCACCUUUUGUAAUUCCAUCCAAGAAGCAAACAUCAGGAAUCUCCUGGAAGGUUAUACUUGGAGCGCUGGUGGUGGCGUUGGCCAGCUUAGUGACCUCACUCAUCCUGACUGCAAGAAACUGAACACCAUCAUUCUCUUGCUAUUCUACUGUACUGUAUACUCUUACCAGUCACGGCAUUAGGUACACUCGCACUGUACGUACAUAUAUCAUGCUGUAGCUGGUAAAUACAGCGCUGAUCAAAAUCUUAACACCAGUUGAAAUAUUUAUCAGUAGCUCCACCGUUCUUCAAAAAUUGGUUUUCAAGGAGAAACAUUCCUCCAAGAGGUGAAGAUGGCUUCACCAAGAGCAUCAACUGUCUGGAAGUGAUGGCCAUUUUUAUAAACUUCCCUUGCCAUCCAUCCCCAAAUGUUCUCUAUGGGAUUUAAAUCAGGGGAACAUGCGGGAUGGUCCAAAAGAGUGAUGCUAUUCUCCCUGAAGAAGUCCUUUGUCACCUCGUACUUCGGUACGUGACAAAAAUUAAAAAAAAAACAAAACUAUAUUAGGAAAGCAGGAAGUGAACAAAUGUAACAGUUACUGAUUGUAAAAGUACCAGAUGGAGGGGUAGGAUUUAAUAAGCUUUGCUUCUUCCUACUCCUUUUGGACAUGUGGAACUGUGAACUGAUUAUGUGAUGCAUUCAAUUGUAAUCUGAUGCAUGUUCAAAUGAAAUAAAACCAUUACCAUUACCAUUAGUCAAGCCAGCAUUGUGAACUGCAGCAUUGUCCUGUUGAAAAACCCACAGAUGUAAGCACCUACCGUUUGACAACCCUUGAAUAAACCCUUUCCCUACCUUUCAGUUUUGUUGCGUUGGAGAUGAGGUCUUUGGAACCCUGAUUAAAACCCCAAUAAUGUGCAAAAUGCAUAUUCUAGUAACUGGUCUUAAGAUUUUGAUCAGGUCUGUAUAUGAAUGAAGUGGAUCAUCAUUCUACUCCACUUUUUGAGGUUUAUUAGAAAAAUGUACAAAAAGAAAAUGUGGGUAAAAAAUACUUACUAUCUCUGUUAUUAUAAGUUAUUACCUAAAGUGUAUAUAAAUGUGCUCAACAAGUGAAUGUGUUCGGACUGUAAUGUGAUAUUAUGUACACUGUGGAUGAAUUAAAUAGAUAAGAAAUAAUAGUUUUUUUAAACCUGUAUUUAUGAACACUUUGUUUGCUGUGUUUAUGGUACUGUUUUUAAAAAGGCUAUUAUUGGAACUAGAUUAAUUAUUUUCUUAUAGCAUAACAGCUUUUUCUCAUCUUACAACUUUAUUCUUGUCAUUUUAACACUUCAGAAAUAAUAUUCCUAGCUUACAUAUUGUUUCUCAUUUUUUCAUGACUUCAUUACAGUGAUAUUUCUCUCUCAAACGUCCCCCCACUUUUUUGUGGUAAUAAUAAAAUCUCAAACUAAAAAAAACAAAACAAAACAAAACUAGUAACUCCUAUAAUCUUAUUUUACACUUAUUUCUCACAACGAUAACAUUUUCUUUAAAAAUACUUUAUUCACAUAGCAUGGGAUUUUCUCAUAUCUAAUUUUCGUUUUUAUAAAAAUAUAUAUAUAAUUAGGUUCUCACGAUGAACAUUUUUAUCAUAAAUCCGCAAAAUACUUUUUGUUUUUUGUAGUUUUAUUAAAAAAUGUGUGUUAUUAAAAAAAAAAGUGCUGAACAAGAGAAUGUGUACUGAGGAGUCAUAAGAUAGCUUUAAAAAAAUAUUCAUUCUCUUGUACUUAAGAAAAAAAAAAUCACAUAUGCUGCUUUUAUGAUACUAAAAAGUACUAAUACAAUGGAUGUCCCAUAUUGGGUCUGUAAACUAUUAAACAUGAUUUGGAAUCUUUACAGAAAAGUAUAUUUACAAAGAAAUAAAUAUCCAGCAUUUCCCAGUAAUAAAAUCCUUCAUGCUGAUUGGAGUGUUUGAGGAAGUUCAGAGUUUAAAAAUGUCGUUCUAAAGGUGGCAGCAUCUGUCCAAACUUUUUUUUGCGUUUUCUGUAACCAGUUUGACCUGAGAGGGAGGCUGAUGAUGAACCGUUUUCACAUUCUUCUUCACUUCCCUGCAGCCGAACCAAACAAAGCAAGUCAACUUCGAGUAACAAAUACAACAUGACAAUGCACACGAGGCACCCUCUGACCUCGCU
Molecule: messenger RNA, 3781 nt
Organism: Doryrhamphus excisus (bluestripe pipefish)
Lineage: Eukaryota; Metazoa; Chordata; Actinopteri; Syngnathiformes; Syngnathidae
Gene: fkbp16
Product: FKBP prolyl isomerase 16
Biological process (GO): protein folding; negative regulation of apoptotic process
Cellular component (GO): mitochondrial envelope; cytosol; endomembrane system
Molecular function (GO): peptidyl-prolyl cis-trans isomerase activity; protein binding; protein folding chaperone
Source: RefSeq, a predicted model, not a curated record